Messenger RNA from Sapajus apella (tufted capuchin), 1098 nucleotides. It is a transcript of the gene UPK3A, whose product is annotated as uroplakin 3A. The record is from RefSeq and is a predicted model, not a curated record. The transcript is spliced from 6 exons. Bases 84 to 947 code for a protein of 287 amino acids. NCBI's taxonomy places the organism in Eukaryota, Metazoa, Chordata, Mammalia, Primates, Cebidae.
AGGUGCGCGGGGCGGGAGAGGCCAGGUAUCCGCACCCGCCCGCUGGACCGCCCGCCCCGCGCUCUGGCGGCUUCUCCCGGGCGAUGCCUCCGCUCUGGGCCCUGCUGGCCUUCGGCUGCCUGCGGUUCAGUUCGGCUGUGAACCUGCAGCCUCAACUGGCCAGUGUGACCUUUGCCACCAACAAUCCCACCCUCACCACUGUGGCCUUGGAAAAGCCUCUCUGCAUGUUUGACAGCUCAGAGGCCCUCACUGGCACCUACGAGGUCUACCUGUAUGUCCUGGUUGACUCAGCCGGCUCCAGGAACGCCUCAGUGCAAGACAGUACCAAGACCCCACUGAGCUCAACGUUCCAACAAACAGAGGGUGGGAGGACAGGUCCCUACAAAGCCGUGGCCUUUGACCUGGUCCCCUGCAGUGACCUGCCCAGCCUGGAUGCCGUUGGGGAUGUGUCCCAGGCCUCACGGAUCCUGAAUGCAUACCUGGUCAGGGUGGGCGUCAACAGGACCUGCCUGUGGGACCCCAACUUCCAGGGGCUCUGUAACCCGCCCCUGUCAGCAGCCACAGAGUACAGGUUCAAGUACGUCCUAGUCAACAUGUCCACAGGCUUGGUAGAGGACCAGACCCUGUGGUCGGACCCCAUCCGCACCAACCAGCUCACUCCAUACUCGGCGAUCGACACGUGGCCAGGCCGGCGGAGCGGAGGCAUGAUUGUCAUCACUUCCAUCCUGGGCUCCCUGCCCUUCUUUCUACUUGUGGGUUUUGCUGGUGCCAUUGUCCUCAGCCUCUUGGACAUGGGGAGUUCUGACGGGGAAACAGCUCACAACUCCCAGAUCACUCAGGAGGCUGUUCCCAAGUCACUGGGGGCCUCAGAUCCUGCUUACACGUCCGUGAACCGUGGGCCGCCGCUGGACAGGGCCGAGCCGUAUUCCAGCAAGCUCCAGGACUGAGCCCAGCACCACUCCUGGGCAGCAGCGUCCUCCUCCCUGGCCUUGCCUGAGCCCUGCAGCGGUGGAUGUCACACCCUGACUUCAGGGAAGGUGAAACAGGGUUUGUCUCUUCAACUGCAGGAAAACCCUUAAUAAAAUCUUCCGAAGAUUU